Molecule: messenger RNA, 5006 nt
Organism: Numida meleagris (helmeted guineafowl)
Lineage: Eukaryota; Metazoa; Chordata; Aves; Galliformes; Numididae
Gene: SEMA6D
Product: semaphorin 6D
Exons: 19
Coding region: 306-3572 (1088 amino acids)
Biological process (GO): neural crest cell migration; negative regulation of axon extension involved in axon guidance; axon guidance
Molecular function (GO): semaphorin receptor binding; chemorepellent activity
Source: RefSeq, a predicted model, not a curated record
GGCGGCGUAGGUCCGUCCCCGGCAGAGCGCCGCGGGAGCUCGGGGCGUCUGCAGCGGGCGUACAGCGGCCGGGGCUCGGCGGGGAGCGCUGAUUUACGGGCUCCCGACGACUGCCGGGCACUGGGAGGCAGAGGGAGCUGUGCCGAGCUCCGGUCUGUUACGGAGGGAAACCAACCCGAGAGUCGGCUCUGAAUUGUCGCCGCUCGAGGCUGGGGCGGCCGCGCUCCGUCCUCGGCUCCCGUGGAAGCGGCGCUCAGGUAGUUUAACGGUGUCCGCACGAAGGUAGCGCCCAUCGUCCACCAGCCAUGAGGCUUCCUCUGCUGUGUGCCUCUGUGAUGCUAAUGAGUCUGUCCCAGUGCCGAGCUGUCAGCUUUCCUGAAGAUGAGGACCCUAUUAACAUUGUUGACUACCACUAUUCAAGGCAAUAUCCAGUAUUUAGAGGACGCCCUUCAGGCAAUGAAUCUCAGCACAGACUGGACUUCCAACUGAUGCUGAAAAUUCGAGACACACUUUAUAUCGCUGGCAGGGAUCAAGUUUACACUGUAAACUUAAAUGAAGUUCCAAAAUCGGAAGUUACUCCAAGCAGGAAAUUAACAUGGAGGUCAAGGCAGCAGGACAGAGAGAACUGUGCUAUGAAAGGAAAGCAUAAAGAUGAAUGCCAUAACUUCAUUAAAGUCUUUGUUCCAAGAAAUGAUGAGAUGGUGUUUGUCUGUGGAACAAAUGCAUUCAAUCCUAUGUGCAGAUACUAUCGGCUGAGUACGUUAGAAUAUGAUGGGGAGGAAAUUAGUGGUUUGGCAAGAUGCCCAUUUGAUGCCAGACAAACCAAUGUCGCCCUCUUUGCUGAUGGAAAAUUGUAUUCAGCAACAGUAGCAGAUUUCCUGGCAAGUGAUGCUGUUAUUUAUCGCAGCAUGGGAGAUGGAUCUGCCUUAAGAACAAUAAAGUAUGAUUCCAAAUGGAUAAAAGAGCCACACUUUCUCCAUGCCAUAGAAUAUGGGAACUACGUGUAUUUCUUCUUUCGAGAAAUUGCUGUAGAGCACAAUAAUUUAGGCAAGGCCGUGUAUUCCCGUGUGGCACGCAUAUGCAAAAAUGACAUGGGGGGUUCCCAGAGAGUCCUGGAAAAACAUUGGACAUCCUUUCUGAAAGCUCGGCUCAACUGCUCUGUUCCUGGGGAUUCGUUCUUCUACUUUGAUGUUCUUCAGUCUAUCACAGACAUAAUAGAAAUCAAUGGAAUCCCCACGGUUGUCGGUGUAUUCACUACACAACUUAACAGCAUCCCUGGUUCAGCAGUGUGUGCUUUCAGCAUGGAUGACAUUGAGAAGGUCUUCAAAGGGAGAUUUAAAGAACAAAAAACUCCUGACUCUGUUUGGACAGCUGUACCUGAAGACAAGGUACCAAAGCCAAGACCUGGCUGCUGUGCAAAACAUGGCCUAGCAGAGGCUUACAAAACCUCCAUUGAUUUCCCAGACGAAACAUUGUCCUUCAUCAAAUCUCAUCCUUUGAUGGAUUCAGCUGUUCCCUCAAUCAUUGAGGAGCCUUGGUUUACCAAAACACGUGUCAGAUACAGGCUGACAGCAAUUGCUGUAGACCACGCUGCUGGACCACACCAGAACUACACAGUCAUAUUUGUUGGCUCCGAAGCAGGAGUAGUACUUAAAAUCUUGGCAAAGACCAGACCUUUCUCUUUGAAUGACAGCGUAUUACUGGAAGAGAUAGAAGCAUAUAAUCAUGCAAAGUGUAAUGCUGAGAGCGAGGAAGACAGAAGAGUCAUUUCCCUUCAGCUGGAUAGAGACCACCAUGCUCUGUUUGUGGCAUUCUCCAGCUGUGUCAUUAGAAUUCCUCUGAGCCGGUGUGAGCGUCACGGGUCAUGUAAAAAGGCAUGUAUUGCUUCUCGGGAUCCAUACUGUGGCUGGUUAGACCAUGAGACGUGUGGGAGAGUGACACCGGGCAUGCCGUUCUCUUUGUUUGUUUCAUACAACCACAGCACUGGAGGAUAUGUACAGGAUGUAGAAUAUGGCAACACAGCGCAGCUUGGGGACUGCCAUGAAAUUUUGCCUACUACAGCUACACCAGAUUACAAAAUAUUUGGCGACCCAACAUCUGACAUGAAGUUCUCCUCAGCUUCCAUUACCACAAUGGCAAGUAUCCCAGUUAUAUCACCUAGAGUGAUUGGUUCCUGGAAACCUAAAGUGACUGGCUCUCGGAAAUUUGUAGUUCAAGAUGACCCAAACACUUCUGAUUAUUCUGAUCCAUUAUCAGGUGUCCCAAAGGGUGUAAGGUGGGAAGUGCAAUCGGGAGAGUCCAACCAAAUGGUACACAUGAAUGUCCUAAUCACUUGUGUCUUUGCUGCUUUUGUCCUGGGAGCCUUUAUUGCGGGAGUGGCCGUAUACUGUUAUCGGGAUGUGUUUGUACGGAAAUCCAGAAAAAUACACAAAGAUGCAGAAUCUGCUCAGUCCUGUACUGACUCCAGUGGGAGCUUUGCUAAACUGAACGGGCUUUUUGAUAGUCCCGUCAAGGAAUAUCAACAAAACAUUGAUUCGCCCAAACUCUACACCAACCUGUUGACUAGCAGAAAGGAAUUGCCACCCAAUGGUGAUAUGAAGUCCGUGAUGAUGGACCACAGGGGCCAGCCUCCAGAAUUAGCUGCACUUCCUACUCCUGAAUCUACACCCGUUCUUCAACAAAAGACUCUGCAAGCCAUGAAAAGUCAGUCGGACAAAGCACAUAGUAACCUCAAUGCUUCACGGAAGGAAACCCCGCUAAAAAGCCCUCAGUUUUUUCCUUCCAGUCCUCCACCUCACUCUCCUCUGAGUCAUGGACAUAUACCUAGUGCUAUCGUUCUUCCCAAUGCUACUCAUGAUUAUAAUACAUCGUUCUCAAAUUCUAAUGCGCACAAGGCAGACAAAAAGAUGCAGCAUAUUGAUCAUCCACUUACAAAACCAUCCAGCAAAAGAGACCACAGGCGGUCUGUUGAUUCCAGGAACACCCUGAAUGAUUUUCUGAAACACUUAAACGAAACUACAAGUAAUCCCAAAGCAAUUAUGGGAGAUAUUCAAGUGGCCCACCAGACUUUAAUGCUGGAUCCAAUGGGAAAUAUGUCUGAGAUCCCGCCUAAAGUUCCCAACAGGGAGGCAUCUUUGUACUCUCCACCAUCGACUCUUCCGAGAAAUAGCCCCACAAAACGGGUGGACGUUCCCACCACACCUGCAGUACCAAUGACCUCUUUGGAAAGGCAGAGAGGUUAUCACAAAAAUUCUUCACAGAGGCAUUCAAUAUCUGCCCUUCCUAAAAACUUAAAUUCACCAAAUGGUGUUUUGUUAUCCAGACAGCCCAGUAUUAACCGGGGGGGUUAUGUGACUCCCACAGCAGGCACAAAGAUGGACUACAUGCAAGGAACACCUGUCAGCGUUCACCUCCAGCCUUCCUUGUCCAGGCAAAGCAGUUACACAAGCAACGGCACUCUUCCACGUACAGGAAUAAAGAGGACACCCUCCUUAAAACCUGAUGUGCCACCAAAACCCUCAUUCGUUCCUCAAACAACAUCAGUCAGACCACUGAACAAAUACAGUUACUAGGACGUGUCUGUCCUAAAAAUGAGCGUGGCAUUGACCUGUACAGGUUGUGAGAAGAUGUUGUGGCAGACGCAUAAGACAGAGACUUGCUUGUAAUUAAAGAGAACAAAGUGGCCAAAGAAACUGUCUUUACUUCAGCAACAUCCGUGUCUUGCCACAGGUAGCUAUAGCAAGACUUUGUGUACUUGCUAAGAGCAAAUGAAAAAAAAAAAAACAAAACAAAACAAAGGAAAGUGCUGGUCAUUACAUUUCUUUUGUUUGGAGCUAAGGAGACAUGUAGCACAAUGGGGUGGGGGCUACUUUACUGUUCUGAAAAGCUAAAAAAACAAACAAACGUUCUUGGGAAAAGAAAUCUGUAAGCAAAUACUUGAAAAAUGGGUUCCAUUUUAGACUGCCAUUAAGCGUGGUCCUUCCCAUUAAAUGUGAACAUUUUAAUAUGUAUGCAUUCACCUUGCCUCUUGCACAAAUGUCAGAAAAUGGUAAUGUCUCAAUGAAUAUCUGGGUUAAUAAUCAAUUUGCUGGAAUUCAGUCUCUGGCCCAACUGUAGCAUUUAUUUUUAUUUCUUUUUUCUCCUUGUGUGUGGCAUUUUGUUUGUGCCACAGAUAAAGCUGUGCGUGUGUGUGGAUGUAUGUGUGUACUGUACACACUAGGAUGUACUUAGAUUCCCAUUGCAUCUUUUAUGCUAUGGAAUUGUUUACAUUGAGCAUGACUGAACAAACAGAUGACUCUGCCUUCUGCAGCCCACUGGGUUCAGUUUGGCGACAGCUAAGGAAGAACUGCGCGUUGCUGCCAGCCUUCUGAAUGACAGCCUUGAUGAACUAGUCACCCAGCGAAAGAGUGCGGAUAUCUUUUAUUUGUCAUAACUCUGUUAUGCUGCUAUUGAUUCAGAGCUGUGCAUUUCAAAUCGAGUCGUUCGGGCUGGAAUGGGGGAGUUCUGCUGUGCUUCCACAGUGCCUCCAUCCAAUACCUGGCCACUGUGAACCUGAGCCCCUGUACUUCUCUUUGAGGGCAGCUAAUAACAAUUCAUUUGGCAAAGGCCUGCGUAACUGGAGAAGGUUACACUUUUGUUGCAUUUAGAGAUGCCCUGUAGUCUGAUAGACUCUUGUCAGUUAAAAAAAAAAAAAGAGAGAGAGAAAGAAAGAAACAUUAAUUGGCCUGGCAGAAGCAGUCUGUGAAAAAUCAACAGUAGUGCAAUCAAUUUGUUUUUGUUGUGUAAUGUAAGGUUUGUUUUUUCUUUCCAAAGUCAUGCAGGUAAUGACAAUAUUCUGUAAAUAUUAUGUGUGAGUUUACCUGAAUCUGUGCAUUUUGUGCCUUAUUCAUGCAAAUGAUAAAAGUACUAAAAAAAAAAAAAAAUCUGUCAAGUGUUCUCACUAUAGCACAUAUCUCCUGAGUGCCAGUUGUAAAACCUCUCAACAGCACCCCCCCCCAAAAAAAAAA